This is a messenger RNA of Labeo rohita (rohu), 764 nucleotides long. Its product is annotated as saxitoxin and tetrodotoxin-binding protein 1-like. The transcript has 6 exons. The record is from RefSeq and is a predicted model, not a curated record. NCBI's taxonomy places the organism in Eukaryota, Metazoa, Chordata, Actinopteri, Cypriniformes, Cyprinidae. The coding region runs from base 58 to 666 and encodes 202 amino acids.
ACUUGUUCUCCAGGUUAUGCAGCACAAUCUUCUGAAAUCCUCUUCUGAAGUUCUACAAUGUCUACUUCUGUGGUCUUGACUGCUCUUCUGGGCCUGUUUAGUUUGAGUCAGGCAUCUCUGCCGGACUGUAAGGAGCUCAUAACACCGCUAACCCUGGAGGAUGACAAUAAAAGUAUCAUGGGUAAAUGGAUCUUCCUUGAAGGCGUAGCCGAUGACCACUUAUUUACAGAUGUCUUGAAAAUUACGAACAGUUCAUGGGUGGAGUUUGGCCCAAGCACUCUUGCAAACACUUUAACCCUCAAUCAAGGAAACAUGCUAAAAGGAAAGUGUGAAUUUUCCACCAUCAACACAACUCUUAAGGACAGCACUUUAAAUGCCAAAGAGAAUGAUAUAAUAUCAGAGGCCAAGUUCUUGCCAUCCUGUCCUGACUGUGUCACCAUGAGCUUCAUCAGCCAAUUCAAAAAUAAGACCAUACAGACUCUGUACUUUUUCAAAAGAGACAGCAGCCGAACAGAGUCUGACAUGGACACGUACUGGAAGCAAGCUGAGUGUCUUGGAUUCAAAAGAGAAACCCAAUACUCCUAUGAUGGAGUAACAGAACUCUGUCAUGUGGUCAAGGACAGCUCAUCUGACCAGAAGCCAAGUUUGGACAAAUCAGAGCAAUAAUACAUGCAUGCAUGACAUCUUUUUGCAAUCAAAUUUGUAAGAACCAACAUGACAAGAAAAACAAUGUUUGAAAUCGAAUAAAGAAUCUUUGUUAUUCA